Molecule: messenger RNA, 490 nt
Organism: Cicer arietinum (chickpea)
Lineage: Eukaryota; Viridiplantae; Streptophyta; Magnoliopsida; Fabales; Fabaceae
Source: RefSeq, a predicted model, not a curated record
AGUGGAGCGCAUGGAACUAGUUGCCGAGUUAUGGCAGGAAAACUUUAAGCCAUAUAAAUCUUUGAUGCAGGCUUGGGAAGCAAUUCACAAGAACAAGUCAAGCAAUGAAGUUGCACCACUUGAGAUUGAAUCAAACAGGUUUGGUUUUUCGGGCGAGCUUCCAGGUAGACUCUCUCCCUUUCGGCGUUCACGAGCUGCUGCUGCAGGCAUAUCUCCCUGCAGAAAUAAACCACAAUCUCCAUUUCAGGGCGUGAAGUUGCUCGGUGAUGCUAAAGAAACUGAAAUCAAUAAAUCAGACAAUUUGAAUUUCUACAGCACUGGACUUGGUAAAGUACAAGGGGUUCCAAACCAAGGAGCCAAAAGAAGUUCAUAUUUAGGAAGUUUGGGAAUUGAAAAGACAUUGUAUAUAGACAUUAUAUCAUGUUUGAUUUGAAAACAUGAUAUAAAUUUUGUUUUUGAUUAUUGCAAUAGUAUUUCAAUUGAAGAUUAA